This is a messenger RNA of Tigriopus californicus, 1940 nucleotides long. Its product is annotated as proliferation-associated protein 2G4-like. The record is from RefSeq and is a predicted model, not a curated record. The transcript is spliced from 4 exons. The coding region runs from base 290 to 1492 and encodes 400 amino acids. Lineage: Eukaryota; Metazoa; Arthropoda; Copepoda; Harpacticoida; Harpacticidae.
UUUCCACGGCGGAACUCAAGACUGUGCUUCCAACUUCUAAGGCCCUGAGAAGAAGGGUGCCACACCGGACGAACGUCACAAAUCGGAUCCACCGACUCAAUCCCUCCCUCCCUCCAUCGAUCCUCCCACCCCGCCCUUAAGCACGGACGGACGAACCGAGGGCUGAAGCCAGACUGUGGCCGGAACCGUGCUCGCUUGCUCGCCUUUGUCGAGGCCAUCCGUUUGUGUGUAGGAUCCGACCGCCAGGGUCACGACUCACGUGGGCUCGAGGAUUACGGCCGAGUCAGAGAUGAGCGAUCCCACCACUGCCCCGCCCACUUCGGGCUCGACUGCCGCCGAAGACGAGAAUGCGCUGCCCACCAUCGCCGACGAUCUGGUGGUCACCAAGUACAAGAUGGCCGCCGAGAUCACCAAUCGUGUGUUGAAGGAGGCCAUUGAGCUGUGCGUGGUUGGCACAUCCGUGCGAAGUAUUUGCGUGCAGGCCGACAAACGGAUCGAGGAAGAGACGAGCCAGGCCUUCAAAAAGGACAAGAAAAUCAGCAAAGGCAUCGCCUUCCCCUGCUGCGUGUCCGUCAAUAAUUGCAUUUGCCAUUAUUCCCCGCUCAGCACGGAUCCGGAUGUCAAGCUUCAAGACGGCGACAUGGUCAAGAUCGAUAUGGGCGCACACAUUGACGGCUUCAUCACCGUGGUGGCUCACACCGUGGUGGUGGGUGCGUCCAAGGAUAACAAGAUCACUGGGCGCAAGGCCGAUGCCAUGCUGGCCGCUCAUCUGGCCUCAGAAGCCGCCCUGCGACUGGCCAAGACCGGCAAUGAGACUUAUGCCGUGACGGAUGCGGUGCAAAAGAUCGCGGAAUCGUACGAGUGCAAGCCCAUUGAAGGCAUGCUGUCUCACCAGUUGGAGCAGAACAUCAUCGACGGUGCCAAGACCAUCAUCCAGAACCCGAGCGAAGCCCAGAGAAAAGAGCACGACAAGUACGACUUCGAGCUCCAUGAAGUGUACGCGAUCGAUGUGCUCAUUUCCACGGGCGAAGGCCAAGGACGGGAGAAGGACACCAAGAUCACCAUCUACAAGAAGACCGACGAAACUUACAUGUUGAAGAUGAAGAACUCUCGCGAGUUCUUCAGCAACGUGACCAAGAAGUUUGGCACGAUGCCGUUUACUCUCCGGGCCCUGGAUAGUGAGACCAAGGCCAAGAUGGGCGUGGUCGAGUGUGUGGCCCACAAGCUGGUCGAGCCCUUCCAAGUGCUCUACGAGAAAGACGGUGAGCACGUGGCCCAAUUCAAGUUCACCGUGUUGCUCAUGCCCAAUGGGCCCCACAAGAUCACGGGCAUCCCGUUCGACACCGAGCUUGCUCAGAGUGAUAAGAAGAUCGAAGAUCUGGACAUUCAGAAAUUGCUUAAGACCUCUGCCAAUCCUAAGGCUGCCAAGAAGAAGAAGAAGGCUGCCGAAAAAGCCGUGACCGAAGGAGUCCCACAACUUGUGGAACAAUAAAGACCGCCACCUCUCGACCAACCAGAUUCUUCUACUCUCUGAUGUCCCUUUGAUCAGAUCUUCUUCACAUCGUCCCUGGUGAUCCAGACCUCAUCAGUCGAAGAAUCUCCCUUGUUCUUGGAAUCUGGGAGCCACAAUGAUAUUGACUUCGGAUGAUGUGACAAUUGACCUUGACGUGGAUACGAGAAGAGCAACAACUAUUCUGCAAACGAAACCACGCCACAACCCUCGAGUUACGACUCCCCUGAAAUAGUAUGGAUGACAUUGUUAUUUAUGAGCGUGUAAGGAAGGCGUGGCUUGAACAUCUCCAGCUGGAGCUCAGUCCUCGCGUCAAGCUCAUCCUCAUCAUCGUGUUCCCACCCACAAAAAGCCAUAUAUUUCAUUGCCUCCCGCCAAAAUAUGUGAGAACUCUAUUUUCACUGAGAAAUAAAUCAAAUGGAAAAAACAA